AUGAAAGAAGAAGUUACAAUUAGGUAUGUUCUAGACUUGAAUAUACAUUCUUGGUUAAGUAAGUGCAGCAUAGAGUUUGGUUGUUUUAACAAUGUGUAUUUCUUGCUUGACGACAUUCAGAAGUCUCUUGUAACACAAUGUAAAUCUUCAAAAAUCUGGUAUUGGCUAUCGAACAGUGCAAAAGUAAGAUCAUUCUUGGCCUAUGAUUAUGCUUACAUGCUUAUCAAUGGUGUACCCGAAAAUAGAAAAGAUCUCACAAGACUUGUUGCUCAUUUCCUUUAUCAAGCUCAUAAGAAACAUUUCAUUGGUGAGAGUAGGAUUUAUGAUCUCUGUGCUAAUGUUCCCAUCAUCGACGGUUGUGAUCGUGUUCAUGUUAGGAAGGAGAAGAGUGUAACUCUUGCACCUGUGUCCGGAAGCAAAUGGGCCAAGUUAUUUGGUCCUUCUAAUCCAUUUCUAAACCAGAAAUAUAUUGAUGUUGGAAAUGAAUAUGUUUGGAGGAGUUCAUUUUUGGGAGAAACUACUUCUGAGAAAGUCAUUCUAGACUUUAUGUGCAAGUACACCAAAUCUAUGGAUUUACCCGAGCUUUCUCCUCCAAACUUGGAGUUGAAAGUAGCUUUUUCUCCACUGUCAAUGAAACAAGCGUUUAUGCUUCUUGAUUGGAUAAGGUUUCUUCAGACUAGGGGGGCAUGUCUACCUGAAAGAUUCCAGGCAAGCAUUCAAGAUGGAAAAUGGUUGAGGACUUACACGGGUUAUAAAUCUCCAAGGCAGUCCAUUCUUCCUGAUGAAACAGGCAAAUCAAUGUUUGAUAUGGUGAAGCAUGUUCUCAAGGAUAUAUCAGUUAUAGAACAAGAGUUCUACCAUAACAAAAUUAGAAAGUAUCAAGAUGAGUUGACAUUUCUUGGUGUGGGAUUCGGGUCAAGUGACGUGCAGAGAUUAAUUGCUGGGCGAUUUGUCUCUCUUGUUUUGUCUGCUGGAAUCAGAAAAGAGGUGGUCUUUUCUUUGUUGAAGUUCAUUGGUUUCUUGAACACAAGGAAAAUGAUUGAUGAGGAGUGGUUGCAAGCCAUGAAGAGGGCUAAGUGGCUGAAGACUCAUCAGGGUUAUAGUGCUCCCGAGGGAGCUAUUCUCCUGUUGUCUAAGAUAGAAACAUCUUCAUGUUUGAUUACCCCGAAUCUUUUUAUUGUUGAUGAAGCUUAUUAUGGAAGCAAUUUAGGCUCUUUCUCUGUUGAACUAAAGAUGCUUGGAGUUAUAACCGAUCAUGUUGAAUCUUUGAAAGUGAUUGCAGAAAAUGCAAGUCUUUGUCCAAAUCUGACUUCUGUAACAGCUGAUUGCGGUUUGCUUAUGCUUGAAUGCAUCAAAGUUUGUGGUACUUCUGCCACUAGCUUGAUUGAAAGGAUUAAAGAGCAGCCUUGGUUAAAGACAAACUCGGGGUUCAACACCCCUUUCGAAACUACUUAUCCUAAUCCAAUAUGGGGCUCUUUGGCGAAUGCUUUGCAGAUUCCUACAGUUGAUGAACUCUAUUAUGGGAAUAAGCUUUUGAAUUAUCAUAGUGAACUGAGUGCAAUUGGAGUGGCUGUUGAUACUGCUUGUGUAAUUGAAAAGAUUGAUGCUAAGUUUAAGCUUCUUUUACAUUCAUCAAAACUGGGACCUGAUAUGGUACUAUCAAUGUUGAAGAGUUUGAAAGAAAUGAGACAAACUUCAUCUUCAGGAUGUGUUGAACUGCAGUGUUUGUUUACUGAGAAGUGGUUAAAAACUCGUUGUGGUUACAUGGCUCCGAGCCAAUCAAUUGUUUUUAGUAUGAAUUGGGGAGCGGUAUCGCCUUUUGUUGACCUUCCUCUAAUCGAUGAUGGGUUUUAUAGCAUUAUGAUUUACAGGUACAAGGAUGAACUCCAAAUGUUGGGUGCCAUUACCAACUUCGAGGGUGGCGCUGGACUUGUUCUUGAAGGUCUAAAGAGUCCCAUUGAACCUGAAUUUAUAACAGCUUCUGGUACAAUAGCACUGUUGAAGUGCCUUCAGUCUGUUAUGUCCAAGUCUUCUGAUCAGUCAUUGCCUGAGAACUUUCUUGAGAACAUCUCCAAAAGCAAGUUUUUAAAGACAACAAAGGGUUACUCAGUUCCCGAAGAAUGUGUUCUUUUCGAUUCAGCUUGGGAAGGUACUUUGAACCAGACUGAUGUGCCGAGUAUUGAUGUGAUGUGCUACGAAUCAGACUUAUCGGUGUACAAGGAGCAGUUGAAAGCCAUUGGUGUAAGAACAGAUUCUAUGGAGGUUUGCUAUCUUAUAUCUCGGCUACUCUAUUCGCAGACAAACACAUUGUUGAUAACAAGGCUAUAUACAUUCCUUUACUUGUUCAACUGGAAGCCAGAGAACUCAGAUGAGUUCAUCUCUCUUGUUUGGAUACCAAGCCAUGAUGGUGUCAAGGGAAAAUGGAUUAAGUCCACACAAUGUAUACGUAAUGACAACAAUGAUCUCUUUGUUACUCGCUUGCAUUGUCUUUCUCGGUUUUACAAGCCAGAAUUGCUACCUUUAUUUGUGUCAGCUUUUGGUGUUAGAGAAUUUCCUUCUCUGGAUGACUAUUUCCAGUUAUGGAAUGAUUGGACUUCAAGCAAUGACGGCCGUGUUUCUAAAGCUAAAUGCCGAUCUUUUUGGGAAGGCAUAUCAAAACAUUGGAAGCCCGAAACCAUAGAGGCUUUCAAGCAACACUUCACCAAACUUUCUGCCACCACAGGUUUGGAUGAUGAGAUUCACUUGGUAGACAAGGAACAUGUUUUCACACCUGAUGAUUUGCGCUUGAAGAGUAUUUUUGAAAGUGUUUCACUACCUUUGUUUGUUUGGUUCCCGAAUGUUGGUACCUUAUCGUCUUCCUCGUGGUUACUCAAGACGAUCUAUUGCUCUCUAGGAGUAAAAAACUUGACUGAUUCUGUCAAAGUGGGGAGCAUCUUUGCAGGAGAUACACCAAAGAAACUCAUACCGAAGAAUGGUUUGAUCGAAAAAGGUCUCAUCAAAAUGACAUUGGCUUUUCUUGCCGGUCCACUGCUUAAUAUGCCAGUAAAGAAGAGACAACAAACUGCCACUGCCCUUCUUAACCUCACCCUAUACCAGACCGAGCAGCCCAUCAAAAUCACCUACAUCCUGACCCCAUACCCGAACGAAACAGUGAAAGCUGAAGCAAAGAAAAUGGUGUUUUGGGACAAAAAAUCAAAGCAGCUGAUCAUUGACAAAUCAGGGUACGAAAACAGAAAAAGUAGCGCAGAGUUUGCGUCUUGUUUUGCUCAAGAAAUUUCGGAAGGAAUGCUGCCAGAAGCAAGAGCAACUGUAGUAGAUAGUCUCAGCAGAAUUAUACACAUGGGAUUCAUGUAUGAGUUCAAAGAAGACUCUGUUGGGUACUUGUUAGUAAGAGAGAAUCUGGAGAUGUUGAGUGAAGAUGUUAAGUUUGUUGGUUCUGUAUUUGGUCAAGUCAAUUCAGAGGAAAUGGCUCCUUUUACACCAUUGCCACCACCAUCCAAGAAGCUGUGCAAGAGAGGUAAUAGUAGUGCCUUGGCUUGA
This is a messenger RNA of Cannabis sativa, 3540 nucleotides long. RefSeq lists its product as uncharacterized. NCBI's taxonomy places the organism in Eukaryota, Viridiplantae, Streptophyta, Magnoliopsida, Rosales, Cannabaceae. The transcript has a single exon. The coding region runs from base 1 to 3540 and encodes 1179 amino acids. The record is from RefSeq and is a predicted model, not a curated record.